CGCCAUUUUCUUUAGGGAAGCCUAACGCACCCGCUACUCUAUACACAUGUAUACAUAUAUAUGUAUAUGUAGGUAUAAAAUAAUAGGGUCGAGAAUAAUAUUUGUUCGUACAAAACGAUUGCAGUAAUCAUUUAAUUUUAUCAGAACGGUUAAGAUAGACGUGUGUUCGGUCUGUUUAAAAAAUGACUGUUGGUAGGAUAGAAUAAUGGAUGAAAAUUGGCAUAGAAUCUGCGUAAACAUGCGUCAGAAAUUUAGGCGGGAUGUCCCGGAGCAUGUGUAGCUAGUCGUUAUAGAAAAUAUAGAUACAUGUACGUAUAUUCGGUGAUUGUGUGAAUCGAGGUGGACAGUGGGGUAGCGUGUCGCGGCCGCGGCCGCGGCACCGCGCAGUGCCGCGAGAGGGUGUCGUGCGAGGCAGGUCAGGGCUGGGGCUCGUUACCUCGCUCGCUGCUCGCUGCUCAGUACGUUUGCGUACGCCGUGCCGUAUCGUAACGUUGCGUUCUGUUCCGUUCCGUUCCUAUCGUGUUUAGUGUUCCUCCGCGAUUCUUCGCUCCUCUGCUUCUCUCCGCUGUCUGUAUUGGAUCUCGACGAUCGUAAGCCAACUUAGCACGAAAGUCGUCGAUGAUAAUGAGUGUGUGCUUCGCGAUGGUGCAGCGAGCUUACAUAAUUGUUGGCGUACAUUGAGAGUUGCAUACGCGGCUGACACGAGUGAGUGCGUGCUACUCUUUUCCCUCGAUACUCGAUAUCCCACUAUUCGCCGUUUCGAACACUGAUUCUCCCCUACUUUGAUUCCAUCAAUGGUUUCGUCGGGCUAUACCACCAGUUGGGGUACGCAGCAGUCGUCGAACUCUCAGCCAGUGGAGACGGAUCGACCGGAACAGAGGAUCCAAAACGCGAGCGUAACAGCGGAAGAAGAAUCUACGGAAUUUCUCAAAAUGACGGAUCAACGAGAGCAACAACUUCAACAACAGCAACACCAGCAGCAGUCUCAACAACUACCGCAGCAGCAACAGCAAUCUCAUCAACAAAUUAAAAGCAACGAAGAGCCAAGAACUAAUUUGAUCAUCAAUUAUCUGCCGCAAAGUAUGACGGAGAAGGAUCUGUAUAGUCUAUUCGUAACUAUCGGACCCGUGGAAUCGUGUCGUGUUAUGAAAGACUACAAAACUGGAUACAGUUACGGUUUUGGAUUCGUUAAUUAUGCAAAAGCCGAAGACGCAGCCACUGCUAUAAACACCUUGAACGGGCUUCAGGUUCAAAACAAAAGGCUAAAGGUAUCUUUUGCACGACCAUCCGGCGAAGAGAUUAAGGAAACCAAUCUUUACGUUACAAAUUUACCGAGAAAUAUAACAGAGAGCCAGAUCGAUGAUAUAUUUAGCAAAUAUGGUAAUAUCGUACAAAAAAAUAUUCUGAAAGACAAAAUCACUGGAUUACCAAGAGGCGUGGCAUUUGUAAGAUUCGAUAAACGGGAAGAGGCGCAAGAAGCGAUCGCUCGGCUACACGGGACGAUACCGGAAGGCGGAUCAGAACCACUUAGCGUAAAAAUCGCGGAGGAACACGGAAAGCAAAAAGCGGCGUACUAUGCGGGAUGGCAGGCUGGUUACAACCAGAGUCGAGGUACCGGUGGUAGUCUGAGUGGUGGAGGAAGGGGCAGAGGUAUCAGUGGACCACCUGGAAUGGGCAUGGGCAUCAGCGGCAGUGGUCCAGGAAUGCUAGGCAGAGCGAGCGGAUUCGGACCACGCGGCGGACCGCACGGUGGAUUUCUCAGCGGGAGCGGCGGACCAGGAGCCAUGAGAAUGGAGAAGAUUCACCCUCAUCGUUUCAAUCCCAUAGGCAUGGGCGGUGGUUACGUGCAGUCGCAUUUCUGGUGACCUAGCGUCGACGAGUCGCCGACCAAGACAGCACCGGACACCACGUACCUUUCCGCGUUUCACCGGAGAGCAAGCUGCGACGAUCGUUGUCGUUCGUAAUCGCUGAGAACACUACCGGGAUACCGAUAAUUAACUAGGCUGCUAGUCGAUACACACAGGGUACUCGAUUACCGCGCGCGGUCAGAGCAGCCUGACGUCGUCGUCGUCGUCUAUGCGAAUCUUGCAUCUCGAUGUCCGGCUCGGGAAGCUUCAGGACAGACUGAUAUCGCGAAAGUGUAAAUUAUUCUGCGCGACGCAUAGUAUUUAAUGAUAUUUCUACGUGCCUGUACCAAAGCUCGGAACACCUAGUAUUUGUACAUCCAGUGAUGGACACUCGAGACCCCCCCCUCUUAGUCGUUUAGGUCACCUCGAUUAGUCGUAGUUCAGCCCGAACAGACUUAGAUUGCUCGUUUUUAACCCUUUCACUGCGGAAGCUCGCUGUAGUGGUCGUUCGCCGACACGGGUCGUGUACCUAUGUAUGGAUAGUAGUUUCGAGGAAUCUGGCUGUAAGUCGUGUUCUUCGGGAAUCCUCGAUCGCUUAGCUUACCAGCGCUGACCAACUCUAUCGGAAUCUCUUGUUCGAGGAUACGUUUUAUACGUAAAAUCCGUUAACGUUACUAUCUGUGAUAAUCCAGGCGGUGGAAGCCUUAAAAAAGUUAUCUUUACAUAGGCCACUAUAGCGCGGACCAUCCUAUCGGAUAACCCUAAAUUUAGGCUCUGAAUAAUUUGUAACGUUACAAAUUUUCGAAGCAUGCUAUGAAAUUGUAAAUACGCUAUUUCGAGCAGAUUAUUUCGAGCGGUUGCGUACGAAGCAGCGUUAUAGGGCACUUUUAUCAACUUCGCUGUAGCAAAAGGGUUAAAAGCUUGGAAACAGAGUAGGUCCAUCGUAAGCCCUCCAAAUGUAUCUAAGCUAACGUCCGUGUUGCUAAAUACGAUAUCGACUGCUUCGUGAAACGAAGUCCUGACGACAAAUUUUAACUGUUUUUUUUUUUUUUUUUUCUUUGUCGCCGUCGAGAGUUAGCUUCGUCGGGGGAUUCGUUCGAUUUCUCUCCAGACGAAGCUCGUCUCUCUUUCUCUCUGGGGAAGGAAGUUGGUCGUUUAACGUUUGACAAAUAUUCGACAGAGCUUAACUAUAAACGAUGUUCGAAACGAUUUCGAAAGCGCUAUAUUUCGUCGACACGCCUUUUUAUCGUUACGUACACUAUUCGUUUGGAUAGCUUUUACAUUACCUUACGUUUUAUUCUGCGUUUAAAUCGUUCGAUCCCGUCGAUCGACGCUCGUCGAAAUCGAUGCAUCGUUCAGGUACAAAUCGCUUGGCCAUCGAGUCGCCGUUUUAGCGCGAACGUAGUCUGACUCGGUGGCAAAGUUACGCCGUGCUAAAUUAACUCCGUGUCGUUCGCGUUCUGCUUCGAAGAGUGGCGCGUUACCGUACAUCGCUGGUCAAAAACACGAAACUUUCGCGUCGAGAUCGAGUUUAACAGAUAUUUUCCAUCUAAAAUUCAUUCGCGAACAAUGCUUUUCCGACAAUUACUAUUACGAUUCGACCUGUUAGCGAAAAGUUAUCCUCCGUAUUAACGAACAGCCAAAUGGAUCGUUAACGUGCUUUUGACCAGUAAACGCGUAUAUCGUAUCGUAGAGGAGUUCGAGCGUGUAAACGAUUCGCUUAGUUUUCAUCGGUUUCACGAUUCGGAAGCUGGUCGCGAAAGAGGAGAAAGAUCGUUUUCCUUUAUAGUUAAGCGUUUUAUCGUGCGUGGAGGGGGAUGGGGGGCACGUUGAAAGCAGAAGCUAAGAGUUCUACGUGUUGUUGUAUAUUUCCUUUUUAAAUGGUUCUAACUCUUGAAACUUUAUCGGACGUUUAACGUUAAGAAAAAGUUUUAUCGGAGUCGGCGUGCGACGAGAGGACCGUGUUUCCCAGCAGCGUUGGACGACGAUGGUCGCGAGUAUCCGAAAAUUUCGAUUAUUUUGAUACCGUGAAAAAAAUAUAUUUGCUUUUAAAGGUUGUCAUUCGUGUACUUAAAAGACGAAUGUAGUAAAUGAACGUUGAUGCGCCAUCGUCGUCCUCCUAAUCGUGAUCGGCGUUGAUCGUAUGCUCUCGUGAAACUUAGGCUUCCCUUAGUCUAGUAAGGGAACAGGUAUACCUAUUUUAUGCAGAGACGUGUGGUUUUAGUUUAGGCAUCUGGCGUAACGAGGAUUUUUCGGUAAGGUCGGCUCGUGUCUCCUAGGUUCGUUAAUUAAUAGCUGAUUCGCCGGAAUCGUGCUGUACGACCGUGACGCUACGCUACCUAGUUACGCCAGUGGCUCAGGCUCUUCCUGGAUUCUUCCACGAUUAUGAGCAAGUGGUGGGACCCCUCCCCCUCUCGUUCCCCUUAAUUAAGAGAAGCCUACGUUAUAUCCGAGCGUACAUAAAGAUCGUAACGGAAACGAGCCAUUAAUUCGCGGUACGUCGUAAAAAGGGAAAAAAAGAAAUGAGACUGACUUUUUAUAGGGGACAAAUUUCACGCGAACAUUUUAAAAAUCGAAAUUGCCUUAUCGCAUCGUCGCGGAUUCAACUAGAUUUUCUUUUUCGUUUCUUCCUCUUCUGCUGUUUCUUUUUAUUAUUAUUAUUAUUUUUUUCUUUUUCU
Molecule: messenger RNA, 4525 nt
Organism: Megachile rotundata (alfalfa leafcutting bee)
Lineage: Eukaryota; Metazoa; Arthropoda; Insecta; Hymenoptera; Megachilidae
Product: sex-lethal homolog
Cellular component (GO): nucleus; ribonucleoprotein complex
Molecular function (GO): mRNA binding
Source: RefSeq, a predicted model, not a curated record